Molecule: messenger RNA, 495 nt
Organism: Parnassius apollo (apollo)
Lineage: Eukaryota; Metazoa; Arthropoda; Insecta; Lepidoptera; Papilionidae
Source: the annotation of a GenBank genome assembly
AUGGUUCGGACGGUGGUGGGUGAGACCAAGUCGAUAGCGGUCACAGAAGGAGUGCACCAAGGUUCUGUAUUGAGCCCUUUUCUGUUUUGUUUGGUUCUGGACUCACUCACUGAAGCGGCACAGAAUUCAGCAACGUGGACAUUUAUAUACGCUGACGAUGUAGCCAUCUGCACAGACAGCCGCGCUCACUUGAAAGAGGCACUCGUGUCGUGGAAACAUCAGUUACAGACCGGUGGCCUUGUGCUGAGUGUGGCAAAGACUCAGUUCAUGUCCUUCAACGACCCAGAUACAAACAACAGUCCGAUUUCCAUCGAUGGACAAUUGGUCAAAUCGUGUGAUCAAUACAAGUAUCUGGGUAGUAUGAUAAGCGGUUCUGGGGACUUGGAAAUUAACAUUCAGCACCGAAUAGCCGCAGCGUGGCUAAAGUGGCGAGAAGUGACUGGUGUCAGGUGCGAUAAGAGAAUGCCGGUCAAACUUAAAAGGUUUAAUCUAUAA